GCUUGUUUACAUCUUUUGGAUAAGUUCAGUUUAAUUUGUAUUUAUCUCUUGCAAUGGAGUGGGAUCCCAGCCGAUUCUUCCGUCCUGAGGGAAGUCCUUCGCCUUAUGCUCUUCUCAUCCUCAAUCAGCCCAUCAAUGAGAAAGCUUUUGGAGUGUUGAGCAAAUAUGCAUCCUAUAUUAUCUGCGCGGAUGGAGGUGCCAAUCGGCUUUUUGAUAUGCCGGAAAAUAAUGAAAUAGAAUCUAAACAACUUCCUAACUGCAUUGUCGGCGACCUUGAUUCUAUCCGCCCCGCAGUGCGAGAAUAUUAUGAGAAACUCGGAGUGUCCGUCCUCCAAGAUCCAGAUCAAUACUCAACAGACUUCACAAAGUGUCUGAAAUAUCUCAACGAGCAUGCCGCGGAGAUCAUAGCUUCUCCCAGAAAGGGAGCAAGCACUACAAAAUCAGACGCCAAUGGCGCAAACGAAAGCACAUCAACCCCGCCAUCUGAUCAAUCACCUCUGGAAAUUGUAAUCCUGGGCGGUUUGGGUGGCCGUGUGGAUCAAGCCUUUUCCCAAAUCCACCAUUUAUACAUGAUGACACAGACCCAGCGCUCAAUCCGUGAAACUGAAACCAACACCUCAAGCUCCAAUGCCAAUCCAGCUGCAGGGGGUAACCUUUAUCUCGUAUCUGAAGAAAGCAUUACCUUCAUUAUCCAAACGGGGAAGAAUACAAUCCACACCCCGGCAACGAAACGAGCAGACAUCGCGACAGCGUCGACAUCUGAUGCAAGCGAGUCACCGAAAAAGCGGAAGCGUGAUCAGGAGCAGGAGCAAGAGCAGCAGCAAGAACCAGAACAAGAAUACUUCUUUGAAGAGAAUAUCGGGAUCAUCCCCCUCUCGGCACCUGCUAAGAUUACAACCCUGGGCUUUGAAUGGGAUGUGGAGGAUUGGCAUACCGAGAUUGGAGGGCAAAUAUCCACGAGCAAUCAUAUCCGCGCCGACAAGGUGGAGGUUGAGACCUCUGUUCCGGUUUUGUUCACAGUGGAGUUGGCAGAGAGAUUGAAGAGGUGA
Penicillium crustosum is the source of this 1049-nucleotide messenger RNA. RefSeq names its product thiamine diphosphokinase. The transcript is spliced from 3 exons. Gene Ontology annotation, biological process: thiamine diphosphate biosynthetic process; thiamine metabolic process. The record is from RefSeq and is a predicted model, not a curated record. NCBI's taxonomy places the organism in Eukaryota, Fungi, Ascomycota, Eurotiomycetes, Eurotiales, Aspergillaceae. Gene Ontology annotation, molecular function: thiamine binding; ATP binding; thiamine diphosphokinase activity. Bases 54 to 1049 code for a protein of 331 amino acids.